AUGAAAUUCGGCGAACAAUUGUCCAGUCACUUAACUCCGGAAUGGCGAAAGCAAUAUAUUCAUUACGAGGCGCUGAAAUCGAUGUUGUAUGAAGUGAUGGCAGGGUUGCCGACGGAACUGGAAGCUCGCGAACAGUACAUUUCUCAGAUGGAUGAAAAAUUUUUCGCGGAAUGUGAACGAGAAUUGACUAAAAUCAAUUUAUUCUAUAGUCAGAAAAUAGCUGAAGCUCAAGGAAAAUUCCAUGAAUUGAAUACCGAAUUAAUGGCCUUUAAGAAAACCUUGGAAAAUCGAGAAACACAAUCCGUCACAGAUUCCUCUCCCUUACGACAACGAAUCAAACGGCAUAGCAUUUCCUCGCGAAAUAUCACUAGAGAGCAUGCAAAAACAGCUCAACAAUUAAAACUUGCCUUCUCCGAAUUUUAUUUAGCGCUAGUUCUGUUGCAGAAUUAUCAGCAAUUGAAUGCAACUGGAUUUCGGAAAAUUUUGAAGAAACAUGACAAAUUGAUUGAAAAUGAGCGGGGUUUAGAUUGGCGGAUUAGCAGAGUGGAGAAAUCGUCUUUUUUUCUGAACCGUGAAGUAGAGACACUGAUCAAUAAUGUGGAGCGAGAUGUAAUCAAUGAUCUAGAGGGUGGCAAUCGACAAGCUGGUAUGAAACGACUUAAAGUACCACCAUUAAGUGAGAAACAGCAUGCUACUACUACUUUUACUUUAGGUCUCUUCCUUGGAGCAUUUAUUGUACUCGGUAUAGCAAUAGCAAUCUCGUGGUUUGCUUCUGAGUCACGAUCUACUGAACCGAAAUGGGUUGCUGUUAGACUUUUUCGUGGUCCACUAUUGCUUUUUAUUGCACUUUGGCUAUGUGGUUUGAAUAUGUGGGGGUGGGCGGAAGCUGGUGUCAACCAUGUACUUAUCUUCGAAGUCGAUCCACGAAAUCACUUGACUUAUCAGUCGGUGAUGCAAAUUGCAUCGUUCAUGUGUAUGCUAUGGUCCCUUUGUGUAUUGGGAUAUUUGUAUUGCCAUCUCAUUCAUUUACCACCUUUUCUUUUUCCUCUGCUCUUAAUGAUUAUUUGUGUCGUCUACAUAUUCAAUCCGCUGAAGAAACCGAAUAGCAUUUUUCAAAGAAAUAGUCGUUUCUGGAUUCUAAAACAUUGCUUCAAUUGUUUCACUGCUCCGCUACACUACGUUACAUUCAUCGAUUUUUGGCUCGGUGAUCAAAUGAAUUCAUUAGUAACGAGCUUUCUUGAUUUCCAGUAUUUUAUAUGUUUUUACACCACGGAAGUGGAUUACAUCGAUUGGACUUUCUCGGCUCGAACGGUGAAUAUGACGACUAACGAAUCGAUUCCUUGGGGUUACGUUGAUAUCAAUACGGGUCGUGACAUGUGUACUAGUUCAUCCGGAAUCCGCAUACUGGUAUCGGUCUUCCCGGCUACAGUUCGAUUUAUGCAAUGCCUGCGACGUUUCCGCGAUACGGGCCAUGUACGUCCUCAUCUCAUCAACGCUGGUAAAUAUUCUACGACUUACCUUGUCGUUUUUUUCAAAUUUCUCAAUCACUGGGCUGAGAAAACUGACUCCACUGCAACAAAUAUAUUCUUUUACUCAUGGAUUGCAUCCUAUAUUUUCAGCUUUGCUUAUACAUUUCUCUGGGAUAUUUUCAUGGACUGGGGUCUUGUCGAUCCAUUGGCUCCGAAAGAUUCACCUUUUCUCCGCGAAGAAAUGAUUUACGGCAGCAAAUGGUAUUAUUACGGUGCCAUUGUGGAAGACUUCAUACUGCGGUUGUCCUGGGUACUUAAUAUUUCACUUGGUGAGGCUUGGACAAUGGAAUCCGAUUUACUUACCUGUAUAACAGCUCCAUUGGAAGUGUUUCGACGCUUUAUAUGGAAUUAUUUCCGGUUAGAAAACGAACACAUUAAUAAUUGUGGUCAGUUCCGUGCCGUUCGUGACAUUUCAGUAAAACCGAUUAAAAAGGGUGACUUGGAAUCGUUACUAUUAAAAAUGGACGAGGAAAACGGUGUUAGUCACCGAGGUCAGGAUAUUAGGAUACGUGUCAAGAAACAGAAAAAAUCAUCUAAAAAUCGAAGGCAAAUAUUGCGGCGUGCGCGAUUCGCACGAAUUGCAAUCGGUUAUUGUCACAAUAAUUCGUCGCCUACACUAGCCGAGACGAAGCAUUGA
Molecule: messenger RNA, 2166 nt
Organism: Cercopithifilaria johnstoni
Lineage: Eukaryota; Metazoa; Nematoda; Chromadorea; Rhabditida; Onchocercidae
Source: the annotation of a GenBank genome assembly